This is a messenger RNA of Parathielavia appendiculata, 771 nucleotides long. RefSeq lists its product as uncharacterized. The record is from RefSeq and is a predicted model, not a curated record. Lineage: Eukaryota; Fungi; Ascomycota; Sordariomycetes; Sordariales; Chaetomiaceae. The coding region runs from base 208 to 675 and encodes 155 amino acids. The transcript is spliced from 2 exons.
AUCUACACGGAAGCUAAGGCGAAUGUUCUCAGCAGUCACGCUUACCCUGUCCAUCGUCUCGCUUCCGGCCCAUGCUGCGGCCACUGGCCGUUAAGAAUGUCAUCUUGCUCCGGCCCUUGCUUGCUGAAAAGAACUCGAGCGUCUAAGGUGCAUCUACUUAUCUCUCGCUCCGAUCGUCUGACGAAGUUCAGAUGCGCUUAGAGUUUCAUGGAGGAUCCAUGGCGCCGUCUGAAGAAUCAACCCAGCAUGAACCUGAUCGCUGGACCGCUCGGCGAUGAUUUACUUCAUGAUACUCACCGGCUUCUAUCCUUGCUCUCGGCAGAUGAUACAUUUCGCAACCGCACAAUACCAACCGCUGUCGCUCUCGGAAGGAGCCUGCUUGCACGGCCGAAGCAUUUUUCGAUAAACCCGAUUCCGGUGGUCUGUAUAGAUCACCAAACUGGUGCGGGUGCAGUACAUUGCAGCCACACUUGCUUCCUCUCUAAAGUUUCUUACGACUUCAUACCUUCCACGUUGCACAAGGCUUUCAAUCUGGGCACCCGUUCCUCUCCAGCCUCGGUCCUUGACUUCAUGUAUUCGCUUGCAACAUGGGGUUCUGAGCACCUUCCGGACCUUGACAUUCUUGUACGCGGUUCUCUCUUCAGCUCCUGUUUCGAUCAGCUACACGACGGGUAACGGAGAUACCGGGGCUGUGCCGUCGAUCCGCUCUCACAAAAGAUCGGAAGGAGUCUCAUUCGACGUUGUAAUGACAUAAUGCAGUUUCACACGUUC